CGUUUUGAAAGGUUUUAAAACAAAAGUAAAGUAUAUCGUUAUCAGGAUGGCAAAUGAAUGUUCGUUUUACAAAUUUUGCAAUAGUUAGAAAUAGAACUCCUUUUUUAAUAGAAACUAAUGGGAGGAGAACCAUAUGCAGAUAGAAUAUUGAGGGGGAAAUGUCAGAGUGUAAUAAGAACUAAAACAGAAAUAUCGACGGAGUGAAGCUUUCGGCUUCAUAACACUUAAAGUUUAUUUAUCAUUGUGUUAUUUCUGUCACUUUUAUCCAUCCUAAUUCUAAUCAGAUAUUUUCUUCAUAUAGAGAAUGUUCUACUUAAAGACAAAAAGUAAAAUCAUAUAUACAUUUCUAGCCUGUGUUCCAUUUACCUUACUACACUUCAUCAUCAAUAGCAAAUUUGCUGAUAAAGACAAAAAGUUAUUCUUCGUGAAAGAUUCAAGCAAAGAAAAUCCGUACGAAGAUUUAAACUACGCCAAUCGCGAAGAAGUGUAUUAUAGAGUUAUACGUGAAACAGAAGUGGCAUUUCAGGCCCAAAAGUUGAACUUGACAGUGAAAUCUUUUUAUAAUGAUAUUUUCCAAUUAAGCGACAGCAGAGUUAAAUUUUAUAGACGCAGAAACUAUGCAGAAGUUGAAAAAUCAUUAGUAAACGAGAGCAGAGUUGAAGAUUCGUUCCUAGACAAUUUUCCGAUGUCUCCAGAAGAGGCAAUACGGAGGUUUGGGAGUAAAUUACCAUACUGGGAGAAAUAUGAAAUUCUCAACUAUCCAAAAGUAUAUUACCUCGGAUUGAAUGCCAACAAAUCUCAAUUGAAAGAAGACGGCAAAAACAAUUUUGGAUUUGAUUUUGAUACAUCGGUUGAAAAAGAAUCUGAGGGAAAUUAUGACGUCGGAGGUCACUAUAAAAUGGUCCCUGGUGAUCAUAUCGGUUACAGAUAUGAAAUUAUCAAAUACAUUGAUACUGGCUAUCAUUGCGAUGUUGUUGUAGCAAGAGACUGGUCAAAUCCAAUUUUAAAAAAUGUUGCCAUCAAAAUCAUGCGUGUUAAAGGUCACGGCACGUCAAGAUUUUACUGGAGAGAAGUAGGCAUUCUGCAGUACCUCAGUUCCAACGCUCCCAAUUUGGAUUAUUUUACACGCAUGUUAGCAACCUUCGAAUUUCGCAACCAUCUCUGCGUAGUUUUUGAAUUGUUAGGGGGAACUAUUGAUUUAAAAUAUUUAAAACACUCUGUGCGAAACACAACUUCAAUACGAAGAUAUGCAAUUGAUGCUUUGCAUGGUUUGCGUAUUCUCAAAAAAAUCGGUGUGGUGCACGGAGAUUUUAAACUGCACAACCUGAUGUAUAUUCAUGGAAAAAAUAUUGAAAGUAAUGGACAACUGAUAAAAAUAGGUGAUUUUGGAGGAAGCUGCAUUAUUGGUCAGCCAAAAUGUGGAUAUAUGUAUUACUUUAUUACUCGACCUUAUCGUGCUCCUGAAAUAAUUUUCCACCUGCCACACACAACCCAGAUUGACAUGUUCAGUUUUGGGGUUUGUCUGGCAGAACUGUUUUUGGGUCAGCCUCCAUUUUUUGGCGAAGAUAAUGAGGAAGAUCAUUUAGGAGCAAUGAUGGAAGUACUUGGGCUUCCUCCAAGUCAUAUGAUUGCAAGGUCACCUAGAAAGCACAUCUAUUGGGAUGCUUUUCGUCACAAAAUUCACGAUAAAGGGACACAUCGAAAGCCUUACAGUAGACCGUUGUUGAAAGUUUUGGAAGGAAUGGACUUAGUGCUAAUUGACCUGAUUUGCAGAUGCCUCGAAUGGGACCCUAACCUGCGCAUCACACCUGAAGAAGCACUUCGUCAUCCUUUUAUGACUGGAGCAGAGAAGAAUUUAGAAGAAUAUCCAAUAGUCAUUCAACGAUUUCUGGGGAAAAUUUAGUGUGGAAACUUGGCAAACGAAAUUCACAACAGACGGAGGUAAAUCGCCGCCCAGUGCGCUGGGAUUCCAAAUUGUCAACAAUCGUCAUUGGUUACGAAGAUUGUUUUCGAAUAAAGUGAAUGUUCAAAUAACAAGAGAGACGCAAAGCACACCCUAAAAUUAAGGAAAAGUGAAGAAUAUUAAAGAACGUUAAAACAAAAUUUUAAUUGGAUUGAAUAUACGCGUACGUGUAUAUCCGUGGUUCUCAAACGCCUGAAUGAGUCUUUAAAUUUUCCAAGAGCGUCGUAAAACAAUUUCAUUCGCAGCAAAUACUCAACUCAACUUAGUAAAUACAGUAGUAGAAAAUUGCACUGCAGUGAAGCUCUUGACAAAAAACUGCUAUUAUGACGUCCUGUUAGCUGGGACCAUGAGGUUUCAUUACAGCUUAAACUCUUUGGACAAUUUAUAGAUCGCUCGCGUACCCCCAAAAGUUUUGACCGCUAACCUCAAAUUGCUCUGAUGCACAACUUAUUUUCUAUAUCUAGGCAACCCAUUAUAUUACCUUUUAAUUUGUUGAAUCUAUAAAAUUGAUUAUUUCAGUUCAAUAUGAUGACAAAUUUGCGCUAAAGUUAUUCAUAACAAUGUAAUCCCAAGCUUAACAAACACUACAAUCAAAGUAACAAUAUAUCUGGUAACCGGAGGAGUGGUCGUGGUUCUCCAUAUGAUUGAGCUGUCUUAUCGGCUUCCCUCUCACCUGGGAUAAAUAUGUAAAUCAUAUCCUAAUGUGAUGGGCGAGCUCAUUACUAAAAUCACGUUCAGGUGCUUUGAACUGUGAUAUGCAUUUUGAGCAGCACUAAAAAUGCCGACUCACACAAUCAAGUUGAUGGAAACAACAACAAUGCUUGAGUUUAGAAUCAAAAUAAAAAAA
Molecule: messenger RNA, 2810 nt
Organism: Styela clava
Lineage: Eukaryota; Metazoa; Chordata; Ascidiacea; Stolidobranchia; Styelidae
Source: RefSeq, a predicted model, not a curated record